Molecule: messenger RNA, 2071 nt
Organism: Homalodisca vitripennis (glassy-winged sharpshooter)
Lineage: Eukaryota; Metazoa; Arthropoda; Insecta; Hemiptera; Cicadellidae
Gene: jus
Exons: 9
Coding region: 160-1086 (308 amino acids)
Source: RefSeq, a predicted model, not a curated record
CGGCGUCGCGGUGCCCAGUUCAGUCGACGCUUGGAGUCAGUGACGGGUGGUGGUGUAUGAUUCGUUGUGUGGGUUACUAGCAAUACUUGAUUUUGUUCGGGGUCGAGUGUGCCGCAGUAAUAAACAACAUAGACGCUUCCGUGUUUAUGGCUCGUGAAAAUGGCAACAACUUGGUCUGGUUUUGUCGGCAGUAAUGUGACACCAGCGGACACAAUGAGGAGACGCAGGCUUACUGUGUGGCUGCUGCUUCUAGUGGCAGCACACGGGGCUCGCACUGCCGAUCCUCAACUCGUGGACUCGACGGCGACCAACACCGAGUUCCCAGAAACUACGACAGAGUCUAUGGAAGGACGAGGCAAUAAGAAGUUCGGAGACCGUUGUGAGGAAACUAUGGAGUGUGGAUUCAAGGGCUCCUUUUGCGACCCUCUGCUCAAGUCCUGCCAAUGUCUACCCAAUCUGAGCGCGACCAACCACAUCGACAAGUGCGGACACGCCGUCAACAUCAACGAAACCUGUUUCUUCAACGAACAGUGUGAGGUGCGCGUCAUCCAGACGGAGUGCCGGAAUGAGCGCUGUGCCUGCAGGUUCGAGAUGACACCGGUCCUCAAAAACGACAAGUAUGAAUGCAUAGCGAUCUACAAGCCACCAGAGACUGAGAGAUACGUGGACCCCACCAUGAUUAUGAUCCUCGUCGCUAUGGCUCUCAUGUUUGUCAUCAUCUGCGUCGUUCUUCGUCUUUUUAGCAAGGCUCGCUGGAGGGAGAACCGCACGAUCUUCAACACACCCAACCCGCGCCUGAUGAACGUGUCAUUGCUUCAGCACAACAAACACCCAUCGGAUCAGCGGCGCGGCAGCAGGGGUAGUGUGCGUGCCCCUAGCCGCCAACCCAGCAUGGCGAGCCUGCGACCCACUUCGCCCAAUGCCAGCCAAGGUUCCAGGAUUUCGCGAUGCGGUUCCCGCGGUAGCAGUGGUGGCUCUCCUCGCUCCCCUUCAAAGAUGGCUGCCAACAAUGUAGCGCACACCAAUGCGGCCGAGAACAAUGUGGCCGAUCGCGAUGUGCCCAACAAUCAGGAGCCUAUCGCAUAAUUUGACAGGAUAAGGGGUGGCCUAGACGGACCCUGCAGUGAGUGGACAGUCUAUAUACAGGGACCAGACUUCUCUAUAGUGACCAGUGAAUUGUUCUAUGACUCUAAUAGCCUUUUCUACGCUGCUAACUUUAAGCAAUUUAACAAUCUCACUUAUCAAUCAUCACACAAAUAUUUCUAGACGUAGUGAUUCUAGAUUAGCUUUCUUUAUUCUAUAAUGAAUACAAGGGUUUAUUCUGUCCAGUAGAAUAGACGAAGCAGGCUCAUCUUUAGAUCAAAAUUUGCUUAGACAAAGUCUAUCAUUUAAGAAUAAUUUUUUACGUAUUUUUAACAAACUGUAAAUUUAUUUAGUGCCUCUGUAAAGCUUAGUCUCAAUCAAAGCACUUUUGACAUUUACCACCGUAAUUGUAAUAAAUAUCUAGACGUAAUGUAGGAUAGACUCGAGGCACGGGAAAAUGUAGAAUGGGUCUGAAAGGGGGUCAUCAUUGUCACGAAGAUCCCUUCUCGGGUCCAGGCGGUCUGGGAGGCGGUCGUAGGUUCCAGGGCGACCUCCUCUCGGAUCCGGUGGGUCGCGGAGGGGGUUGUCGGUUCCAGGCGACCCCCUCACUGGCCCUGAGGGGUUUGCUCAACCGAGGAAGUUAAGGGAAGACCUCCUCGGUUGGCUGAGUUAUGAUCGCUUAUAUGAGCUCAAAGCUAAGCUGACCUGUGAGUAACAUUAUUUCUGGCACAAUUUUCAAGUAGUUUUGCUUAGUAGGUGUUCGUUUCGUGCCAAUUUUCACCUUUUAAAGUCUUCCUUCUUGAGUUUCGCACGGCCCAUAGAAGGGUGUAGAGCCAGCCCUUAGGGGUAGCACGAGGGGUAGAGGCCAUAGUUUUAUUUAUUAUAAUAAUCAUGUAUCUCCGAUAUUCGCUGGGUUCGGCGACGUGUACCUAUUGUACCAUUCGAUACUCUCUACCUGCAUACUUGAUUAUAAAAUUUAUCUUCUUUA